AUGGCCCGUGAUCGCCGGCUGGUGUGUGAGCGAGGGGUUGAGGAGCCGGACAUUGGUUCCAUGUCAGGCAAAGAUGAAAAACAAAAGGAUGCUGAAAGAAAGGGAUUCGCCACAACAGAUCGUGGCGGUCAGGCAGGGGUAGGCAGGGGUAGGCAGCCGGACAAUAAUCGAGGAGGGCCAUGUCGGAAAUGA
Molecule: messenger RNA, 192 nt
Organism: Gaeumannomyces tritici R3-111a-1
Lineage: Eukaryota; Fungi; Ascomycota; Sordariomycetes; Magnaporthales; Magnaporthaceae
Exons: 2
Coding region: 1-192 (63 amino acids)
Source: RefSeq, a predicted model, not a curated record